Molecule: messenger RNA, 2662 nt
Organism: Gastrolobium bilobum
Lineage: Eukaryota; Viridiplantae; Streptophyta; Magnoliopsida; Fabales; Fabaceae
Product: transport inhibitor response 1-like protein
Exons: 3
Coding region: 148-1998 (616 amino acids)
Biological process (GO): SCF-dependent proteasomal ubiquitin-dependent protein catabolic process
Cellular component (GO): SCF ubiquitin ligase complex
Molecular function (GO): protein binding
Source: RefSeq, a predicted model, not a curated record
AAUCUCAAUGCUCAGCUCAUAGACACGGACAGCGCACACAGCAGAGCCUGCUUAGUCUUCAUUCAUUCAUUCAUUCUCUCUCUCUCUCUCUCAAAUAAAUCAAAUCAAAACACUCUCUCUCACAGAUCAGCAAAAGAGGGAAGAAUCAUGAGACAGAACAAGACCGAAGAAAACCACCGAUCCUCCCUCAUGGAUCUCCCCACCGAAUCCUCCUCCUCCUCCACCACCAAAACCCGCAACUGCACCGGGUCGGAGCUCCAGUCACCACUUCCGGACCAAGUCCUCGAGAAUGUCCUCGAGAACGUCCUUCACUUCCUCACCUCACGCCGUGACAGGAACGCCGCCUCAUUGGUCUGCAAGUCAUGGUGCCGCGCCGAGGCUCUCACCCGAUCCGACCUCUUCAUCGGCAACUGCUACGCCGUCUCUCCCCGCCGCGCCACUGCCCGCUUCGGCCGCGUCCGUUCCGUCACCAUCAAGGGCAAGCCGCGUUUCGCGGACUUCGAUCUGAUGCCGCUCAACUGGGGGGCCCACUUCUCUCCGUGGGCCACGGCUUUGUCCAAAGCCUACCCUUCGCUCGAGAAGGUUCACCUUAAGCGCAUGUCCAUCACCGACGAUGAUCUCAUUCUCCUCGCCGAGUCCUUCCCCGCUUUCAAAGAACUCGUCCUCGUUUGCUGCGAAGGGUUUGGUACCACUGGACUCGCCGCAGUUGCCAGCAAGUGCAGAUUGCUGAGAGUGCUUGAUCUUGUGGAAUCUGUGGUUGAGGUUGCUGAUGAUGAUGAAGAAGUGGAUUGGAUAUCUUGUUUUCCUGAGAGUCAAACCCAUCUUGAAUCUCUUGUUUUUGAUUGUGUUGAGUGCCCGGUUAAUUUCGAUGCAUUGGAGAGGUUGAUUGCUAGGUCCCCUUCUUUAAGGAAACUUAGGUUGAAUCGAUCUGUUUCCAUUUCUCAGCUUUACCGCUUAAUGCAUCGUGCACCGCAUCUCACGCAUCUUGGAACGGGGUCGUUUUGUGCAUCAGAUGAGGCUAUGGGUGUUGUUGGUGAUCAGGAACCAGAUUAUGCAGCUGCAUUUGCUGCUUGCAAAUCAUUAGUCUGUUUAUCUGGAUUCAGGGAGAUUUGGGCAGAUUAUCUGCCUGCCAUUUACCCCGUCUGCGCUAAUCUCACGUCUUUGAAUUUCAGUUAUGCUGAUAUUAGUGCGGAUCAACUCAAACCGGUUAUAUGCCACUGUCAUAAACUACAGACAUUCUGGGUCCUUGAUUCAAUUUGUGAUGAAGGGCUUCGAGCAGUGGCUGCAACUUGCAAAGAUUUGCGCGAGCUUCGGGUUUUCCCUGUUAACGCGAGGGAGGAGACGGAUGGUCCGGUUUCUGAGGUUGGAUUUGAGGCAAUUUCUCAAGGUUGUAGGAAAUUGCAAUCGAUUUUGUUUUUCUGCCAAAGAAUGACAAAUGCAGCUGUGGUAGCGAUGUCAAAGAACUGCCCGGAACUUGUGGUGUUUCGUCUGUGUAUAAUUGGGCGAUAUCGGCCGGACCCUGAGACACAAGAGCCAAUGGAUGAGGGUUUUGGUGCUAUUGUUAUGAACUGCAAGAAGCUCACUCGACUUGCUGUUUCUGGUUUACUGACUGAUAGAGCUUUUAGUUAUAUUGGGAUGUAUGGAAAAUUGAUUAGGACACUGUCAGUUGCUUUUGCUGGAGACACGGACCUGGGCCUCAAAUAUGUGCUAGAAGGAUGCCCUAAUCUUCAAAAGCUUGAAAUCAGGGAUAGUCCAUUUGGGGAUAGAGCUUUACUUUCUGGUUUGCAUCAUUUUUACAACAUGAGAUUUCUCUGGAUGUCGUCCUGUAAAUUGACACGCCAGGCUUGCCAAGAAGUUGCACGAACAUUGCCCCAUCUGGUUUUGGAAGUCAUCAAUACUGAAGAGGAUAAAGUUGAUGGUUUUGAGAUACUUUACAUGUAUCGGUCUCUUGACAGGCCAAGGGCUGAUGCUCCUAAAGUUGUUACCAUCCUUCAUUAGUUUUUUAAAAUUCAAGAAGUUGUUACCUUUUUCCUAAGAUGGCUGCUGAGUGAAAUUACUGAGCGGGGAUUUUUGAAUAAACCUGCCACAAGAUUUCUGCUAUCAAUGUCAAACAAAGUUGAGCUAACAACUGCUGUUCUUGGCUAGGCCUGCUGUGAUGGCAGGCCUUAAAGAAGCUAUUCUGGGGGAAACCAUUUCUCUUUCUGCAUUCUUGUUUAUGGAAGAGGACUCAGGUUCAGGAGGGGAAUAGAAAAAUGGGGGACGGGGCACCAAGAAUGAUGCAGAAGAUGAAAUCCUGCAGGUAUUGGACCAUCCAAUGUUGUUGUAUCACUAUACUAAAAAUUUAUGUCCUUUUCCUUUUUAUCAUUUUAUCAUAAAGGAAAACUACUAGAGUGAGGGAAGGUAGAAAUUGCUGAAGCUGCGGUGAGAAUUGGUCAAAUAGAUGGUCUAUCGAGAAGCAGAUUCAGAUGGUCUGUGUAAUUUGAUUCAGAUGAUAGUUUAAGCUGUAGGUGGCGAGAAUCCAAUCACCACUCUGAUAUAAGCGCAUCUCUGUUUCCCUAUCUCAGAUUUUUGUUUUUCCAGAUGUGUUGCUGUAGCGCCCUUGAAUUUAUUUUUAGUCAGCAAUUGUUAGAUGGUUAAUAAAUGCCGGAAAAUGGCCUAUUUG